AUGACGACUUCUUCAUCUUCUUCUUCGAUGGUUUUUGUCACAUUAAUUAUCGUUUCGCUGUUAGUGGAGAGUUCUUCAGCUCAACUCUCGACGAACUUCUACUCCAAGACUUGUCCCAAUGUGCUUAGUACUGUGAAAUCGGAGGUACAAUCUUCUGUUUCAAAGGAAAAGCGAAUGGGUGCUUCUCUGCUUCGUCUCUUCUUCCAUGACUGCUUUGUCCAAGGGUGCGAUGGGUCAAUACUCCUUGAUGAUACUUCGUCUUUCAGAGGGGAACAAACUGCUGGUCCAAACAACAACUCUAUCAGGGGACUAAAUGUGAUUGACCAAAUCAAGUCUAAGGUGGAGAAUGUGUGCCCUGGUGUGGUGUCAUGCGCUGAUAUCGUAGCUCUUGCCGCUCGUGAUUCUGUUGUCUUCCUUGGAGGGCCUAGUUGGGAUGUGAAACUUGGAAGAAGGGAUUCGAGAACAGCUAGCUUUUCUGCUGCCAAUAGUGGCCAAAUUCCUCCUCCCACUUCUACCCUUGCCAACCUCAUCAACAGGUUCCAAGCAAAAGGCCUGUCCACCAAUGAUAUGGUUGCUCUAUCAGGAGCACACACAAUUGGGCAAGCAAGGUGCACCACAUUCAGAAGUCGUGUAUACAACGACACCAAUAUAGAUGGUUCCUUCGCUAAGACAAGGCAGGGGAACUGCCCAAUAUCGUUAAACUCUGGAGACAACAAUUUGGCACCUUUAGACCUUCAAAGUCCCACUUUUUUUGACGCCAAGUAUUACCAGAACCUUGUCAACAACAAGGGUCUCCUCCACUCCGAUCAAGUGCUCCACAACGGUGGAUCGACCGAUUCUCUAGUUGAAACAUACAGCAAAAAUCUUGAUACUUUCAACUCUGAUUUUGCUGCUGCAAUGAUCAGGAUGGGUGAUAUUAGUCCUCUCACUGGGUCCAAUGGUGAAAUAAGGAAGAUGUGUGGGAAGGUGAAUUGA
This is a messenger RNA of Ilex paraguariensis (yerba mate), 975 nucleotides long. The record is from the annotation of a GenBank genome assembly. NCBI's taxonomy places the organism in Eukaryota, Viridiplantae, Streptophyta, Magnoliopsida, Aquifoliales, Aquifoliaceae.